AGUUCCUCGUUUGACCAAGCGGACCAGGCUGGCGAGAACGUGAACCCACCGUCAAGCGUGAAAAUCCGCCGCUUGAAGCUAUCCAACUUGAAGCUCUUCUCCGAUGGGCUGGAACCGCGUCGUCGGAGUUCAUCCCGAGGCAGGUCCACUUAUACCAACGGUGUUAGCGAUCAUGACCGGAACAACCAGGAUUCUUUUGCUUCCUGUUUGAGUCUGGGAUCGUACCCUAGCCUCAUGGCUGAAAAGGCUGCCAUUGCCCAACAGCAGGAGUUGCUCGAUAGGGAGGCACCGGCUCUAGAAAAGAAGCUGCGUGAAGUGAUGAGUCGGGGAGGUGGUGAUGGUACCGAAGAGGAGAACCUGAUGCGACGAUGGUUCAGCCUGGUGAAUCAGCGGAAUGCCCUCGUGCAUCGCAGUUACCAGCUCUCAAUCAUUGAGAAAGAAAAGGAUCUCCAGGUUACCAGUGAACCCCUCAAGCAGGAAUUGCAUGAGCUGCUUUCAAAAGAAGUGGACGACCCUGUGAGCAUGCCUCUGAUGAUGAAUCCGCGACGGAUGUCGAAACGUCAGGCGAACAAACAUAACGCCCCAGCGAUCGAGUCGUCUUCGACUUUUCAAUCCUUAUCUCAUGCCUGUUAUCGCGGUCGUAGCCGGAAGUGGCCACAUCAAAGGUGUCUGCCUAAUCUUGUAAUUUACGAACCCGCGCAAUGGUCUGGGCGUUACCAGGUUCAACAGGCUGUUGUGCGUCUGUGGCUCAGCUGA
Dibothriocephalus latus is the source of this 756-nucleotide messenger RNA. The record is from the annotation of a GenBank genome assembly. NCBI's taxonomy places the organism in Eukaryota, Metazoa, Platyhelminthes, Cestoda, Diphyllobothriidea, Diphyllobothriidae.